Messenger RNA from Penicillium chermesinum, 4011 nucleotides. RefSeq lists its product as uncharacterized. NCBI's taxonomy places the organism in Eukaryota, Fungi, Ascomycota, Eurotiomycetes, Eurotiales, Aspergillaceae. The record is from RefSeq and is a predicted model, not a curated record. Bases 1 to 4011 code for a protein of 1336 amino acids. Gene Ontology annotation, molecular function: protein binding. The transcript has 3 exons.
AUGACCACAAACAUCUCACAAAAUGGGAAAAAUAAUGGAACCCAGGUAGGAGUGAAUGAAGGGACUAUCGUUAUUGGUCCACAAGAAUCACUGGCAUCAGAUGGACCCUGUCUACGGGAUUUGAGAACGACUGACCCGCGCUAUGAUAAGGAGCGUCUUCAAAGCUUGGGUGGAGGGCUCCUCGAAAGCUCAUAUCGGUGGGUUCUAAGUAAUCCGGCAUUCGAACAGUGGCGAGACAGCGAGAGCAACCGCGUCCUCUGGAUUAGAGGUGAUCCUGGCAAAGGCAAGACAAUGCUUCUGUGUGGAAUUGUGGAAGAGUUGACAAGGUUGCACGGGGAUCAUGCAGCUAUAUCGUUCUUCUUUUGUCAAGCUACCGAUGAACGGAUCAACAGCGCCACCUCUGUCCUGCGCGGCUUGAUAUAUAUGCUCGUUGACCAAAAUAGAUCGCUCCUUCACCAUGUGCGAGCUCGAUAUGAUUCAGCGGGCAAAAGUCUGUUUGAUGAUGUCAAUGCGUGGCAUGCACUCGUCUCUAUUUUCACGCAUAUUCUCGAGGACCCGUCUUUGAAAAGCAUAUACCUCGUGAUUGAUGCGUUGGAUGAAUGUCGACAUAACUGUCAAGACCUUCUUCGUCUGAUCGAUGAAAAGUCAACAACCCAUAAAAACAUUAAAUGGGUCAUCUCCAGCCGGAACGAAAAUGAAAUUAUCGAAUGCCUUGACUUUGCUAGUCAGGUGGCUCCAGUCUCAUUGGAAUUAAAUGAGGAAUCUGUGUCUGAAGCUGUGAAUUUAUUCAUUAAGCAAAAAGUGGACUUACUGGCACGCAGAAAAAGCUAUAAGCCUGAAAUCAGGGACGAGGUUUAUCGUCAUUUAACUUUGAACUCACAGGGAACUUUCUUAUGGGUUUCCUUGGUCUUGAAAAAUCUUGCUCAAACACCACCAAGGCGCGUACCGAAGAAGCUAAGCGAGUUUCCUCCUGGGUUGGAUGCACUUUAUCACCGAAUGAUGGAGCAAGUCCGCAAGUCAGAAGAUGCGGAUUUUUGCAAGCAGAUCCUGGGUACCAUAUCGACAAUAUAUCGCCCUGUCACGCUGCAGGAACUAGGCUCUCUUCUUGUCGGGCGCAUAGAUGGCAUUGACGACCUUGCUGCACUCUCUGAAGUUAUUGCCGUCUGUCGGUCGUUCUUGACACUGCGAAAAGACACAGUCACCUUUGUUCAUCAGUCUGCAAAAGACUUUCUGAUUAAGGAGGCCUUCACUGAGAUUCUCCCCGAGGGUUUUGAUAGUGAACACCACGCGAUAUUCUCCCGGUGUCUAUGUGCUAUUAACAAGACACUUCGACGGAAUAUCUUUGAACUGAAACUGUCGGGCCUGACCAAAGACCAGAUUAUCGCGCCUAACCCAAAUCCACUAGCGCCUGUUGAGUAUGCAUGCGUUUAUUGGGUGGACCAUUUGGAUUCUUGCAAGCGCAUCAAAGCCUACAGACACAGUUUAGAGGAGGAUAUGGAGAUGCUGCAUACAUUCUUACAGCGGAAAUACCUCAACUGGCUUGAAGCCUUGAGCCUACUAGGAAAACUCUCAGAUGGCAUAGGUGCUAUGAGAACGUUGGAGAUCAUUAUUGACGGAAUGAGCCAAUCUGAUGACCUAGUAGAGCAUGCUCGAGACGCUUCUAGAUUCAUUCAGCAUUUCAGAACAGGAAUCGAGAUCAGUCCUCUGCAAACAUAUUCCUCUUCCCUCAUCUUCAGUCCCUUCCAGAGCCUCACGAGAGCAGCUUUUCACGAGGAACGAGAAAAUUGGAUUCUUAAUAGCCCCCUGGUGGAGGCACACUGGAAUGCUUGUCUUCAAACACUGGAGCACUCUAAUGACUUUGUGGACUGGAUUGCAUGGUCGCCAGAUGGCGGGAAACUUGCAGUGGGGUUUAAUGCGGAUGAGACAGUCCAGGUCUGGGAUCCAAACAAGGCCCAUAUCAUUGCAACUCUCGAAGGGCAAAGUCAUUAUAGCGACUAUAUUUAUACUAGGUGGGGUACAUUAGUACGGCCAAAAGCUUGGUCGCCUGAUGGAAGCCGACUUGCUUUGGCAUCAGAAGAAGAUGCAAUCCGCAUCUGGGAUCCAACAACCGGUCACAUAGCACCUAUCAUGUUAGCUACAAGUCAGAUCUAUUCUAUUGCCUGGUCGCCAGAUGGGAGCCGACUUGCAUCAGCGUCAAAUGAUGACGGAGUUUGUAUUUGGGAUCCAACUACUGGCCAGAAAGUGUCUACUCUCAAGAGAUGUAGUAAACUUGUUACCUCAAUUGCGUGGUCACCAGACGGAAGCAAGCUUGCGUCCGCGUCUGAUAAAGCAGUCGAGAUAUGGGAUCCCAAGACCAGUCAGAGUUUAUCAUCUUUAAAUGAACAUGGCCCUGGAACCAGCUUCAUUACAUGGUCGCCAGAUGGAAGCCACCUUGCAUCAAGAGCCUUCGAUGAACAAGUUCUGGUCUGGGAUCUGGCUACAAAUCAGAUCGUGUCCAAACUCAAUCAUGCAAAUGGCCGGAAGAAAACAUUUCGAACAUUUUGUCCGAUUGUUUGGUCGCCAGACGGAAAUUAUCUUGCAUAUUGUUCUGGGUCGUCUAUACCGACAGUCUGGAUAUGGGACAGAGCCACUGACCAAAGCGGACCCACAUCAAUGGAAUCUACAGGUCACCUUUGCUCCAUCGCCUGGUCACCAGAUGGAAGCCAACUUGCAUCAGGAGGUUUUGAUAAAACGGUUCAAAUCUGGGACCCAGACACGAAUCAGCUUAUAUCAGUCUUCGAGGGAAACAGCAGUUGUGUCUAUUCAUUCGCCUGGUCACCCGAUGGAACUCGACUUGCAUCCGGUUCGGGAGAUGGGGCGGUCCGCAUCUGGGAUCCAACCAUCCGUCACAGGCCUUCAAGUUCCUCCUACGAUAGACACAGCGGUUCGAUUGACCGGCUAGAAUGGUCCCCAGACGGAAGCCGAUUUGCAUCAACGUCGGAUGAUAAAACAGUGCGAGUCUGGGACCCAGUCACUGGCCAGAGCGUGAAAACUCUAAGGGGAGAUAGAAUUCAAGACAUCCUCAUACCCUGGACGUUCGAUACAAACCGACCAGUGGCACUAUCAGAUGAUAAGACAGUGCGAAUCUACGACCCAAUCACCGCAAAGAGAGUGGGUACUCUAGAGGGGCGUGUGACUCAACUCAAUUUGAUAUCCUGGUCACCGGAUGGACGCCGACUAGCGCUGGCGUCUUUAUUCCAUACGGUUGUGAUAUGGGACCUAGCUACUGAUCAGUGUGUACCUGCGCUCGAUAUAUUGACGUUCUGGGUACGGUCAAUUGCCUGGUCGCCAGAUGGAAGCCAAUUUGCACUCGGGAACUAUGGUAGUAAGGUCUGCAUACAUGAUUCGGCAACUGGACGAAGCGUGUCCACCCUUGAGUAUACUAAUGGGGACAUUUCCCACGAUGUCCAAUCGGUUGCUUGGUCACCAGGCGGGGCGUAUAUUGCAUCAGGCUCUCAUGAUGGCAUAGUGCGAAUUUGGGAUCUACUCACUUAUGAGGUUCAAUCUACCCUUUGUGGUCAUAGUAAAGCUGUCAUCGCGCUUGCCUGGUCGGCAGAUGGUACUCGACUUGCAUCAGGAUCAAGAGAUAACUCAGUCCGCAUUUGGGACCCAGCAACUGGCCAGAACCUGUUUUUCGUUCUUCCUGCCCUCACCUAUUCCCUCAAAUUUGAUAAAGCUGAUUCAAAUCUCCUGCAUACCGAUGCUGGGAUUUUUGAUAUAGGCUUCAUGCCUCUGAUGACCUCUGCGGCUGGUACUUCCAUUGACCCACCCAAACGGCCCGUCUACGGUUUGAGCGACGACUGUUCGUGGAUCACUUACAAUGGACUGAACAUCUUAUGGUUACCCUUGGAGUACCGACCUCUCCGUCGCUCUUUGUUUUCUAUGUAUGAAGCCACAAUGGCCAUUGCCUGUUCAUCGAAUCGUGUCAUCUUUCUAGCACUUUCAAAAGAUUGUCCCAUUCCCAAUCUUUGA